CUCGAACCCACAGUACCUCCUCCGAAAGCCCAACAGUUCUGCAACUAGCACAAUGGCGUUCGCGUGGAAAGCAGCAGGCAUCACCUACAACCGCUACCUUGCCGUUGCCGCGCGCGUUGUUCGACGCUCGCUCAAGGAUGACAAGAGACUGGCAGCUGAGCGGAGAGGGGAGAUGGACUUGAGGUUCGCAAAGUGGGAGAACGGCAAGCAAGGCGAGAACAAGUCGCUGGCAACAGCCAAUACUGAGGCUAUGGCUCAGCACGCUUCUGGAUCAUCGCAGUAGAGGAACUAUGGGCGGCGGGAUGGUGAAGUUGAUGAGCCCGAUCAAACACUCCGGAUGGGUAGUCCGUGUGGCAGUUCGUACAGAGGUAGUGGAUGGCCGCGCGGGAGCGCAGGAAACCUUCAGGGAGCUGUAGUCAUGUG
Baudoinia panamericana UAMH 10762 is the source of this 423-nucleotide messenger RNA. RefSeq lists its product as uncharacterized. Lineage: Eukaryota; Fungi; Ascomycota; Dothideomycetes; Mycosphaerellales; Teratosphaeriaceae. Gene Ontology annotation, molecular function: proton-transporting ATP synthase activity, rotational mechanism. Bases 53 to 283 code for a protein of 76 amino acids. The transcript has 3 exons. The record is from RefSeq and is a predicted model, not a curated record. Gene Ontology annotation, biological process: proton motive force-driven mitochondrial ATP synthesis. Gene Ontology annotation, cellular component: mitochondrial inner membrane.